Messenger RNA from Lachancea fermentati, 747 nucleotides. The record is from the annotation of a GenBank genome assembly. Lineage: Eukaryota; Fungi; Ascomycota; Saccharomycetes; Saccharomycetales; Saccharomycetaceae.
AUGUUCACCCGUACGCUAUUGCAAAACAGAAAACUUGCUUCUCCUCAGCAACCAAUGAGAACUGCGACGAGAUUGUUGAGAACCUUCAAACAGGAGGAUCAACCAAGAUUGAGAAUCAAUUCUGUGGCUCCAAACUUCACAGCCAAUACCACACAGGGCCAAUUGAACUUCCAUGAGUAUUUGGGCAGCUCCUGGGGUGUGUUGUUCUCGCAUCCAGCAGACUUUACCCCAGUCUGUACUACAGAGUUAGGAGCAUUUGCGCGUUUGAAGCCAGAGUUUGACCAGCGUAACGUGAAGCUAAUUGGUCUCUCUGCCGAGGGGGUUGACAAGCACAACUCGUGGAUUAAGGAUAUUGAGGAGAUUUCGUCCUUGCAGAAGUUCAGCUUUCCUAUCGUGGGUGACGUGGAACGUGAAGUUGCAUUUCUUUACGAUAUGGUUGACGAGGAGGGCUUCAAGAAUUUGAGUGGCGGUAUUGUUGCUACUAUUCGUUCCGUGUAUGUUAUUGACCCAUCAAAGAAGAUCAGAUUAAUCAUUACGUAUCCUGCGUCUGUCGGCAGGAAUUCUGCUGAAGUUCUUCGGGUGAUUGACGCACUACAAAAGGGUGACGCCAAGGGUGUCGUAACUCCAGUUGAUUGGCAACCAGGUCAAGAUGUCAUCAUCCCACCUACGGUGUCAGAUGCUGAUGCCACCAAGAAGUUUGGUGAGUUUAAGACUGUGAAACCCUACUUGCGUUUCACCAAGGCUUAA